GUUAUACAUUUUUGAUGUUUCAUCUAUACCACUUCAAAAUGGUUUUAAAAUGACCUUUCAGGAAAUGGAAUUGAUGUACCAGCUUAUCAAGAUCUUGUUAUGUAACUUCUUAAAAUUAUAGCUUGAUAUUCCCACAAUAAUUACUGCAAAAACCUCAUAUAGCUGCUUUGAUUACUCCCUUUUUUGAUUUCGCUUUCAACAGACUUUUUAGAAGGUACACAGUUUAAUGAUUUGCUCACCAAUAAAUGGGUUUUUGUUCCACUUCUGUUGUUCAAUGGAGUUGGGUUUACAAUACCUGUAUGUUUUCUCACAGGUAUGAUUCCAGAAAUUCCAUUUUAGAGUGGUCCAUACUUCUCAUUGAUAACUCAAACUGCAGUGGAUCUAUGGAGUUUGUUGUCCCUCCAGUAGAUGCAUCAGUCUUUUUCCCGAUUUCUGUGCGUUUUACUGCUGCAAGCACAUUCAGUGAACUAAAGGGUAUGUACGUGCUCAGUAAUGUGGCAUCUGGCAAUGAAUGCCACAAGGAAGCAGUCAUGGACAAACUUUUCCCACAAAUAGGUGACAACAUCCAAUCAAUUAUGAUCAAGCUUUUGCAGAGUAAUGACAGCAGGUUACGCACAGCUUGUGUCUGGACUGUCCUAAAUCUCACCUUUCCAAGUAGUCCUGGUGCACACAGUCGGGUUGCAAAAUUACAGAAUGCCUGCAUAACUUCUCAAUUAAAGGAUAUGGUCAAUGAUCCUUGCCUCGAUGUAAAAGUGGUCAAUCUGAGAACCCUGAAGUUAAUGCAGAAAGGUCAAAUGCUCAGCUUGACACAGGAGUUGGUAUGGGGAAAUUAG
This is a messenger RNA of Camellia sinensis, 833 nucleotides long. The record is from RefSeq and is a predicted model, not a curated record. Lineage: Eukaryota; Viridiplantae; Streptophyta; Magnoliopsida; Ericales; Theaceae.